AUGUCCUUACCAAUUAAAUUAUAUACUUUUGGAACUCCAAACGGAUUUAAAGCAAGUAUUAUAUUAGAAUUAUUAGGUUUAAAAUAUGAUGUUAUAAGUGUUGAUAUAACAAAAAAUGAAAGUAAAUCAGAUUGGUUUGAAAAAUUAAAUCCAAAUGGUAGAAUUCCAACAAUUGAAGAUCCAAAUUUUAAAGGAGGAGAAGGAAAAGGAGAACCUUUGGUAUUAAGUCAAACUGGUGCUAUAUUACAAUAUUUAGUUGAUACUUAUGAUAAAGAUCAUAAAUAUAGUUAUCCAUUUGGUACAAAAGAUUAUUAUAAAACUUUAGAAUAUUUAAUAUUUCAAGUUUCUGAAAAUGGUCCAAUUCAAGGUCAAGCAAAUCAUUUUGUUUUAUUUUCCAAGGAAAAACAUCCUUAUGCUAUAAAUAGAUAUUUAACAGAUACCAAAAGAAUUUAUGGAGUUUAUGAAGAUAUUUUAAGUAGAAAUAAAGAAAAUGAUUCAAAAUAUUUAGUUGGUGAUCGCUAUACGGUUGCCGAUAUUGCGCUAUUCGGAUGGAGCAACAGUUUAAAGAAAUUAGAUAUUGAUAUUCAUGAUUGGCCAUUAUUAGGUAAAUGGUUUGAUUCAUUAAGUUCUUUACCAGCUGUUCAAAAAGGUUUAAAAGUUCCAGCUCCAAAACAAUAA
Lodderomyces pseudojiufengensis is the source of this 678-nucleotide messenger RNA. It is a transcript of the gene GST2, whose product is annotated as glutathione S-transferase GST2. Bases 1 to 678 code for a protein of 225 amino acids. The record is from RefSeq and is a predicted model, not a curated record. NCBI's taxonomy places the organism in Eukaryota, Fungi, Ascomycota, Pichiomycetes, Serinales, Debaryomycetaceae. The transcript has a single exon.